Messenger RNA from Chelonus insularis, 685 nucleotides. It is a transcript of the gene RpS10b, whose product is annotated as Ribosomal protein S10b. Gene Ontology annotation, cellular component: cytosolic small ribosomal subunit. The record is from RefSeq and is a predicted model, not a curated record. The transcript is spliced from 3 exons. Bases 141 to 620 code for a protein of 159 amino acids. Gene Ontology annotation, molecular function: structural constituent of ribosome; RNA binding. Lineage: Eukaryota; Metazoa; Arthropoda; Insecta; Hymenoptera; Braconidae.
UGAUAGAUUCUUUCUGUCCUUCACUUCGUUCGAGGUUUAAAAUUUCCUUUCGACAAUAGCGCCAACUUGGAUCUAUUUUGUCGCCCUGGAGCGUAGAAAAAUCCGCUUUUAACUCGUGCAUCGCUAAAUAUUUGGUCAAAAUGUUGAUGCCCAAGAAGAAUCGUGUUGCCAUUUAUGAAUAUCUCUUCAAAGAAGGAGUCAUGGUGGCUAAAAAGGAUUAUCAUGCCCCAAAACACCCUGAGUUAGAUACAAUUCCUAACCUCCAAGUUAUUAAAGCAAUGCAGUCUCUUAAAUCCAGAGGUUACGUCAAGGAACAGUUUGCAUGGAGACAUUUCUAUUGGUACCUCACGAAUGAAGGUAUUGAGUACCUCAGAGGAUACCUCCAUUUGCCUCCUGAAAUUGUACCUUCCACAUUGAAGAGACAACCUAGACCAGAAACAACUCGACCACGACCAGCAGCAUCAAAGAGCGAGUCCUCAAGACCCGCAGAAGAUCGUGCUGGAUACAGACGUGGACCAGGUGGACCUCCAGCUCCUGGUGACAAAAAAGCUGAUAUUGGACCUGGUACGGGAGAUCUUGAAUUCCGCGGUGGAUUUGGACGUGGCAAAGCUCCGCAAUAAUUUUGCUUUUACGUUUUUACGAUGUAAAUUAAUAAAUAAAUAAAAUUUACAAUAUUGGCGCUAAA